AUGGAUUCGGCGGAAACGCCGGGGCUGCUCAACGGUUCGACGGUGGGGAUGAAAGAUGGAGGUAAUCUAGAAGUGCGAAGCGUGAUCUUCGGUUCAGGAAACCUUCUGGGGGGAUCUGGGUCGAAGAUUAAGGAUGUUGGAUCGGGUUCGAGAACUGGAAAAGGAGGUAGUAGUGAUGGUACGGGAUUGACGGGUUCCGAGAAAGAGGGAUCUGGAAAGGGUUUGAGUCCUACAAAGAAUUUGGUUUCUAAGAAGGGAUUGAAUCAAGAGAAAGGGUUUCCGAAAGCUACUUCGUGGGUUGGGGUAGUUCAGGAGAAGAAGGUACUAAGGAAAUACAAUCUUGACAUCAUCGAUUCGGAGGGUCAACUAAAGGUUGAGAUACCAGAUGAAGUUGUUGUCAACUCAGACGCCUUGUGGGAUGAUUUUUUGAUUGGCAAGUUUCUGGACACAGCGCCUCACAUCGCUCGAGUUCAUGCGAUUGUUAACAAAAUUUGGAGAGAAGGAGGAAAGGGUCAGUUUGUAGAAGUGUUUGAAGUUGAUUCAACAACAAUGAAGUUUCGGAUUAUGGAUGCAGCUAUGCAAGCUCGGAUCUUAAGAAGGGGGAUGUGGAAUAUUGGUAAUGUACCACUAGUGGUAACAAAAUGGACUCCAGAUGAAUUGGAAGAGAAGCCUGAGGUCAAAUCGAUCCCACUCUGGGUUCAUCUCAAGAAUGUUCCGAUGAACAAAUUCUCCUGGAAGGGGAUAAGCUUCAUGACAAGUGCUGUUGGUAAUCCGGUUAGACUGCAUCCUGAAACUGCAUCAUGUUCAAAUUUUAAAGUUGCAAAGAUCUUUGUGAAUGCUGAUCUCUCAAAGGACCUCCCUACAAAGAUCAACUUCACAAAAAAUGGAAAAUCUUUUUUGGUUGAGUUCUCAUACCCAUGGCUUCCUCAGCGUUGUCAUACAUGUAAGAAAUGGGGGCAUUUGGAGAAAGUGUGUGUCAUGAAUAAGAAGGAUGGAGUGGGAAUGGCAGAUCAGAUAUUGAAGAAUGUGGAGGUGAAUGAGAAGAAUGAGGAUGUGGUCGUAGAUUACGGAGCAGGGAAGGGGAAAGCGAAUGAGGAGUGUGUUGAUAAGAGUCGCAGUCCAACAAAGAGAGUUCUAAAAUAUGGUCAAGUGGAAAUCUUAACUCCCUCAAGAUUUUCGGUUCUACAGGAUGUGAAUGAGAAUGGGGAUUUGGUUAAACAAGAUGAGGAAGUGGAAGAGGAAGGGGAAAUAAAAGAGGAUGCGAGAACAAAAGAAGCUGAAGAUUUGGGUGAUAUGGAGGAGGUGAAAAUAAAGGACGUUGAGGAAAUAGUAGAGAGUGAAGAGAGAAGAAAGAAUAUGGAAGCAAAAGAGGAUAUGGGAUUGGAAGAGUUGACUGGAAAUGGUGAGAAUGCAGGAAGUGAGGAUACCGGAGAAAGGUCACAUGUUGCAGUGGAAGUUAUAACUCUGAAGGAGUUGACACGAUCUCCAACAUACUGUGAUGUAGUAAGAAGUGAGGUAGGAAGGGAGACUCUAACUAAAGUAAGUAAUUCUGAAAUGGUGGGGAAUCUUCGUCCUUCUCUUCCAAGAAGUUCGAAGACUAAUCAUCGAGUUAUUAUCCCUGACACUUCAGGGACUGGAGUGGGGUUGCCUGGUUUGUUAGGUAAAAAGGUUACUCGAUUCAACAAGAAAUCGAAACAGGAUGUAGUAAGAAGUUGGAUUAAUAAUAAGGAGUUGAAGUUUGGUUGUUUGCUGGAAACUCGUGUGAAGGAGAAUAAAGCACAUCAGAUUGUCUCGUCGGUGUUCAAUGGUUGGUCGUUCAUCAAUAACUAUGAAUUCAACAUGAAAGGAAUGAUUUGGAUAAUUUGGAGUCCUCAGGUUCGGUUAACUCCGAUUUUUAAAUCUGAUCAAAUAAUAACGGUCUCAGUUUUAUUGGAGGGAGAGACAGAAGAGUUCUUCUGCUCAUUUGUUAAUGGAGAGAAUUUGGUGGAAGAUAGAAGGCAGCUGUGGAGUGAUAUUAAGACUCAUCAGGAUUCACCACUGUUUAAAAACAAGCAGUGGAUAAUCAUGGGAGAUUUUAAUGAGAUAAUUGAUGGGGAGGAGCACUCUAACUAUCAAGACUCGGGUCUCAUCACUGUUGGAAUGCGAGAAUUCAAAAACACUAUCCAGUAUUGUAGACUCACAGAUCUUGGGAGUCAAGGUCCACAGUUUACUUGGUGCAACAAGCGGGAAGAGGGACUCAUCUGUAAGAAACUUGAUCGAUUUCUGGUAAAUGAUGUUUGGUUGCAUAAACAAGAUAGAGCGCACGGGGUUUUUGAAGCGGGAGGGUGUUCUGAUCAUCUCCGGGGCAGGUUUCAUAUGAGAGCAGAAGUGGAGGGGAAACAUAGGCCUUUUAAAUUCACGAAUGCUAUUGUUGAAAUGCCAGAAUUCAUUAAGGUGAUGGAAGAGUACUGGAGUGGUACUCAACCGUUGUUUCAAUCUACAUCGGCCCUGUUUCGGUUUUCAAAGUAUCUCAAAGCUUUGAAACCAAUGAUGAGAAAUCUGAGCAAAGAAAAACUUGGGAAGCUAUCUAUGAGGGUGAAGGAAGCUUAUAAGGAUCUAUGUAUGAAGCAGGAGAGACUAAUGACAGUCCCUUCUCAGGAGAAUAUUAAAGAAGUGUUAGUUGCUGAGGAAAGAUGGCAAAGAAUUUCUGGUAUUGAAGAGAAGGUACUUAAGCAAAGGUCUAAGUUACAUUGGCUGCAGUUGGGUGAUUUUGAGGAGAGAAAUCAUCUGGUUAGGCCAAUUACAAAUGAAGAGAUCAAAGAAGUGGUCUUUAGAAUGCCAAGUAACAAAUCUCCAGGGCCAGACGGCUUCACUACUGAGUUCUUUAAAGCAUCAUGGAGUGUUAUUGGAAGUGAUUUCACUACAGCCGUGCAGUCAUUUUUCAGUAAGGGGUUUCUUCCGAAAGGGUUAAAUACAACUAUUCUAGCAUUGAUACCAAAAAAAGAGGAAGCUAUAGAGAUGAAAGAUUAUCGACCAAUCUCGUGUUGCAAUGUCUUGUAUAAAGUCAUAUCCAAGAUCAUUGCAAACAGAUUGAAAGGAUCCCUUCCAGAGUGCAUCUCCUAUAACCAGUCAGCUUUUGUGAAGGAUAGAUUAUUGGUUGAGAAUCUGUUGCUUUCUACUGAAAUAGUUAAAGACUAUCAUAAGGAGGAUGUCUCACCGCGUUGUGCCAUGAAGAUUGAUAUUGCAAAGGCUUCUGACUCUGUCCACUGGCCCUUCUUGCUGAAUACGUUGCGAGCUUUAAACAUCUCAGAAGAGUUUGUUCACUGGAUAGAGCUGUGUGUUUGUACUCCAUCAUUCUCAGUCCAAGUAAAUGGAGAGUUGGCAGGGGUUUUUCAGAGUAAAAGAGGGCUGCGGCAGGGGUGUGCUUUGUCUCCAUAUGUCUUUGCAGUUUGCAUGAACGUACUGUCUCAUAUGCUGGAUAAAGCGGCUGCUCAGAAGAUCAUUGGUUAUCAUCCAAAAUGCCAAAACAUCUUGCUCACGCGCUUGUGCUUUGCUGAUGAUUUGUUAGUAUUUACGGAUGGGACUAAGCGAUCAAUAGAGAAUGUUCUCAAGAUCUUUGAAGAAUUUGCAGCCAUGUCGGGGUUGAAAAUAAGUCUCGAGAAAUCUACUCUGUAUACAGCGGGUUUAUCUGCGGUUCAAGAAGGGGAGAUUCUCACAUGUUUUCCUUUCGCGUCGGGGAAGCUACCUGUAAGAUAUUUGGGGUUGCCUCUGCUCACAAGAAGGAUGACAAUAAAUGAUUACAUGCCAUUGGUGGAGAAAAUAAGAAAGAGAAUGAGUUCUUGGACUGGGAGGUUUCUAUCUUACGGAGGACGUCUGCAGCUUAUCGACUCUGUCAUCACAAGUAUGGCUAAUUUUUGGCUAUCGGCUUUCCGUCUACCUGGGAGUUGUUUAAAGGAGAUUGGAAGCUUAUUCUCAGCGUUCUUAUGGUCUGGCCCUGAGCUGAAAACGAGCAAAGCGAAAGUUAGUUGGAAGGAUGUCUGUUUGCCAAAGAGGGAGGGAGGUUUGGGGUUAAGACCUUUAAAGGAGAUCAACACUGUUCUCUGUCUAAAGCUGUUAUGGAGAUUAUAUUCAAAUCGAUCAUCUCUCUGGGUCAAGUGGAUUCACUGCUAUUUGAUAAGAAAAGGAUCCUUUUGGUCGAUGAAAGUUAAUGCUACUAUUGGGUCAUGGAUGUGGAGAAAAAUACUGAAGAUAAGAGACCUAGCUAAGCCUUAUAUUAGAAUGGAAGUGCACAAUGGAAAGAACACUUCAUUCUGGUAUGAUUCAUGGUCACAAUUGGGACGACUUAAAGAGAUUAUAGGAGACAGAGGACCGCUUGGGAUUGGGAUUGCAGAGAACGCUUUGAUUGAGGAUGUGGUACGAAAUCAUAGAAGGAGAAGGCAUCGGGUGAGAAUUCUGAAUGAAAUGGAGGAUGAGAUUGAUAAGUUGAGAGACAGAAUGGAUCAGGAACAAGAUAUACCGCUUUGGAAACAGGAGGGGGACAGAUUCUUGAAUAAAUUUUCAACUCAAAAGACAUGGCUGCAAUUGCGUCAGAAACAGCCUGACUGUAGAUGGAGUAAAGGUAUCUGGUUUCCUCAAUAUACACCUAAAUACUCAUUCUUAGCUUGGGUGGCUAGAAGGAAUAGAUUGCAAACAUGUGAUAGGAUCCAUAUGUGGAAUGCAACUGUGGAUACACUGUGUGUGCUUUGCAAAGAAGAACAGGAAACUUGUAAGCACUUGUUUUUUGGUUGUCGAUUUUCUGGGAAAGUGUGGAGAGAACCAGUUGGGGGGAUCAUGAAGGAGCAAUUCACUACGGACUGGGAUGAGAUCUGGGAAGUAAUUUCUAAUCCUAAUCCUAGUUAUACCAAGACAGAGAUGUUUCUGAUUCAGUUCACUUUCCAAGCCCUGCUGCACAGUAUAUGGAGGGAGAGAAAUGCAAGAAGACAUGGGGAGCAAUCAAGAGAUGAGAAGUUCUUGGUUACUUGGGUGGAUAAAACGAUUAGGCUGAAGUUGCUGUCAGUAAAGGGAAUGGGUAAACAACACUUUGAUGAGGGAUUGGCUGCUUGGUUUGGAGCGAGAAUACUUGGAAGUUCUUGA
This is a messenger RNA of Brassica rapa (field mustard), 5112 nucleotides long. RefSeq lists its product as uncharacterized. The record is from RefSeq and is a predicted model, not a curated record. Lineage: Eukaryota; Viridiplantae; Streptophyta; Magnoliopsida; Brassicales; Brassicaceae.